This is a messenger RNA of Phragmites australis (common reed), 4293 nucleotides long. Its product is annotated as disease resistance protein RPM1-like. Gene Ontology annotation, biological process: defense response to other organism. The transcript is spliced from 3 exons. The record is from RefSeq and is a predicted model, not a curated record. Gene Ontology annotation, molecular function: ADP binding; protein binding. The coding region runs from base 360 to 3212 and encodes 950 amino acids. NCBI's taxonomy places the organism in Eukaryota, Viridiplantae, Streptophyta, Magnoliopsida, Poales, Poaceae.
ACGCCUUUUUGUUCCUCCUCCCUACCUGCGACCUCUUGCUUCGAUGCUAGCAAGCAGCAACCGUGGAGAUAGAUGUAUUCUUUCUCGCGCUUGGCCGCUCCUAUUAAUCCGUGGGAGCAGGAAGAUGCUUUCUUGCACGCUGCUGUUAUGAGCAAUUCGUCGAACAGCUUAUGCGCAUCGUGCAAACGGCAAAGCCAAAUCCUGUGUAGUUGAUCCAGCAGACCUCCUUCUCUUUGUUGAAUUCGCUGGUUGUUCUCAACACGUGAACCUCGUCCUUCGACUUAUACUUUGAAAUCUCUGCUUGGACUGGAUGUGAAUCUUGUUCAGAGAAUUAAUUAUGUGACAGCGUGAAGGCAGAUAUGGCAGAUUCCCUGUUUGUUGUUCUCAGAAAAGUUGCUCUUUCCCUGGGAGAAAGGGCACUGGAGAGGAUCGGCACGGAGGUGGUCGAAGCAGCACCGAUUUUGACAGAUUUUGAGCAUAGCAUGAAACAAAUCGAGGGCGAGUUCUCGAUUCUGCAGGCAUUUAUUGGCCAGGUUAGUGCAGAGAAAGUUGGUGACAAGGCAUUUGAUGCAUGGUUGGACCAAGUUAGAGAUGUUGCCCAUGAGGUGGAAGACAUCAUUGAUGAGCAUGCUUACCUUACCGCGCAAGCUGUGGUGGAUACGCGCAGCUUCUUCAAGAGAAAGUUCCUUCAGAUCAAGAACUUUGUGGCAUGUCAGAAGUUUCCUAACCAGAUCAGUCAAGUUGAAGCCAGAAUUCAGAGGCUAGCAGAAAUGAGGCAUCAAUAUGGCAUCUCGAUAGGUGAAUUAGACAGGAGAAACAAGUUGCAGCACUCCAAUCAGCUCCCUAUGCCAGAUUCUGCUUACUUAACUGAUAGCUCUGACAUAGUGGGAAAUGUUGAUGAAAUUGGGAGAUUGACACAAUGGCUACUUGAGGAGAAACAAGACCGGACUCUCAUUACCAUCUUUGGUAUGGGAGGUUUAGGAAAAACUACUGUUGCAAGCAGCAUAUACAAGAGUCAAAAGAUCAGAAGAGCUUUUGAUUGUCACGCAUGGGUUACUGUAUCUCAGACUUAUCAAGUCGAAGAACUACUAAGAGAAAUCAUGAAUCAGUUAGUAGACCAGAGAGCAAGCAUUGCAAGUGGUUUCAUGAAUAUGAGUCGCAUGAGAUUAGUUGAGGUAAUACAAAGCUAUUUGCGGGACAAAAAGUAUUUGAUUGUCUUGGAUGAUGUUUGGGAUAAAGAUGCUUGGUUAUUUUUGAACUCUGCAUUUGUCAGAAACAGCUUUGGAGGUAGAGUGCUGAUGACAACUCGGAGAAAAGACGUGUCUUCUUUGGCAGCUGGCAACUAUAUCAUUGAACUUAAAACUCUAAAAUGUGCUGAAUCUUGGGAACUAUUCUGUAAAAAGGCGUUUCCUGCAUCAAAAGAUAACAUAUGUCCUGAAAAUCUUAGAUCUUGGGCUGAGAAAAUUGUUGCCAAGUGUCAAGGAUUGCCUCUGGCUAUCGUAACCAUUGGAAGUAUUCUGUCGUACCGUGAAUUAGAGGAACAGGAAUGGACAUUUUUCUACAACCAACUUAGCUGGCAAUUAGCUAACAAUCCAGAGCUCAAUUGGAUUUCUAAUGUUCUGAAUCUGAGCUUGAAUGAUCUCCCAAGCUAUCUGCGGAGCUGCUUUCUGUACUGCAGCCUCUAUCCUGAAGAUUACAAGAUUAAAAGAAAAGCGAUUUCCAAGCUAUGGAUCGCGGAAGGUCUUGUUGAAGAGAGAGGAGAUGGAACAACAAUGGAGGAAGUUGCUCAGUGUUACUUUACGGAGCUCACUCAGCGCUCUCUUCUUCUAGUCACAGAAAGGAAUGCAUGUGGAAGGGCUAGAACAUUUCUGAUGCAUGAUCUUGUGCGAGAGGUAACCUCGAUCAUUGCUAAAAAGGAGAAUGUUGGUGUUUCAUAUGGCGAUGCUGGUAUAACCCAAGUUGCCCAUGAAGCCCGUCGCUUAAGCAUCCAAAAAGGUGCCCGGUCCUUAAAAUCUUUAGCAGGCUCAAGACUCCGCUCGUUCAUUUUGUUUGAUACUGAAGUAGCAUCGUCUUGGAUAUAUGAUGUUUUAUCACGUUUUAGACUACUGAGGGUCCUAUGCCUAAGAUUUUCCAAUAUUGAACAAGUGCCGGGCGUGGUCACAGAAUUGUAUAAUUUGCGUUAUCUAGAUUUUUCUUACACAAAAGUGAAGCAGAUACCAGCAUCAUUCAGAAAACUUGUUAAGCUACAAGUUUUGGAUCUGAGAUUCAGCUACGUGGAGGAAUUGCCACUGGAAAUAACUAUGCUAACCAAUUUACGGCAUUUACAUGUGCUUGUAAUCCAUGAUCUUCAGGAAAGAUCAUUGAAUUGCUUUGGUGCUACAAAAAUUCCUGGUAAUAUUUGUCAUUUAAAGAACCUGCAAGCUUUACGAAUUGUUUCGGCCAAUAAAGAUCUGGUUUCACAGCUGGGGAGCUUGACAUUGAUGAGAAGUUUAGCUAUAAACAAAGUGCAUCAAAGCUACAUUGAAGAGUUAUGGAACUCCCUGACAAAGAUGCCUAACCUGAGCAGGUUGGCUAUUUCUGCGUGUGAUAUGGAUGAGGUUCUUGACUUGAAAAUGCUAAAGCCCUUACCAAAUCUGAAGUUGUUCUAUCUGGCAGGAAAGUUGGAGGCAGGUGUGCUUCCAUCAAUAUUUCCUAAAUUUGAGAAAUUAGCAUGGUUAAAAUUGGACUGGUCUGGUCUGAAGAAGGAUCCUAUCAGCUCCUUCUCUCACAUGUUAAAUCUAGUUGAUCUGUGGCUCUUCGGUGCAUAUGAUGGGGAACAGCUAACCUUUUGUGCAGGAUGGUUCCCCAAGCUCAAUUCUCUGCAAUUAGCUGACAUGGAACAUCUGAAUUGGAUUGAGAUAGAGGACAGAACAAUGACAGGUCUACAUCAUUUGGAACUUAUUGGUUUACGGAAUCUAAAGGUGGUACCGGAGGGCAUCAAAUACAUUAGGACACUCCACCAGUUGUUUCUGACAGAUAUGUCAAAGGGGUUCAUACAAAGCCUGCAAGGAAAUGACAAUCACAUCGUUCAACAUAUACCUAACAUCCAUAUUUUUGACUCCUCUGAUUGUCAAGCAGUAAAUAACUUCCAUUUGGUGCCACUCCUUGCCAAGAAGUACGGUCCUGGUGCAACUAAGCAUGCCCCUGCAUACUGGGGCUCAUCUGGCACUUGACAGUUCGGCUGGAGCUUUCAGCAAGAAAUAUGUAUUCCUUUGCAGGCCAAUCAUUUCAAGAGUGAACAAUAUGUAGUUCAUCUUGGUGCCAAAACUCUAGAUGAGCUUAUUGUUUGUGUUGUGCCUCAUAUACGGGUUUCGAACCUAGCUACUGAAAUGAUUUGCUACUGUCAGUAAGGAUGGACUGAAGAAAAAUUCGGCAUCUGUUUUCAUGGAGGCUGAGGCGCAAGUUUUCAGUUGAAGAUUGUGUAUUUGUUGACUAUCAGGAAAGUACAUGUAGAGCAUUUCGUCUCGUCACAAAUCUCUGCUUAAAUAAGCAGCCAAUACUUGAGAGGAGACUGGCUUGCCUUUUUGUUUGGUGAGUUCGGGCCUCUGUGCCUUAGAGACUCAUGUAUGACAGCGAAGAAGCAAUAGGCUCAUCUUCAGGGCAGGCUACGCUGAAAUCCCUCAGAAGUCACAAUUGCAAUGCCGUCUUUCAUCUGCAAGGUAAACAUAUGAUUUAUUGUCAAGCAAGGAACAUCGAAAUGUCUACAUCUGGUGAAGACUAAUGCAAACGAGGCUAUGUUACACUCAGGGGCUGCUAGCUUGUGUGGUGUUGCAAAAGUCUACUUGAAAAGAGAAAAAAAGGUUUCUUGAGUUCUUGCGAUGCCAGCAUGGUGGAUAUUUCAAAAAGGAAAAAAAAAUCGACAGCCCAUAAUAUUUGACGAAAUGGCUUUGACAAGGAACUCAGAAAACAUCUGACAACUACUCGUUCUACUUUUAGAAAAAUCCAGUUGAAGCGCCUUUUGGUGGGGUGAUGAAUUGCGAGUUAAAAAGCUAAUGCCCCAUGGUAAAUCUUGUAUGUAGGGAUGGCAAUGGGACUGUCACAGUUCGAAGUUUGUGUAAGAAACCGUUCAAUUCUUAGUCGAUCAACAAGCAAUCACAGCACACACACAAUAGCCAUAAUAGUAGGAACAAAGAUGUAGAGAGAAGGGGAGUUCUUUCUUUUAAUCUUUCUUGAUCUCUCUAUUACAAUAUAUGGCAAAGGCUAGUAGCUGGUUGCUGCCUUCUCCUGUAUAGAGCAUCAUGUUUGAGGGUCUCA